Molecule: messenger RNA, 1169 nt
Organism: Dimorphilus gyrociliatus
Lineage: Eukaryota; Metazoa; Annelida; Polychaeta; Dinophilidae
Source: the annotation of a GenBank genome assembly
CGUAACUCACUAACAAGAACGAGACGGUGCUCAGAAGUUCAAAUAAAUAAAAUGGUGUCUCAAAGUGAGAAUUCUAUGGAUCCUUUCGCAGCAAUAAGAAAAUUAGAGAUGAAUUGUCCUCCAGUCAAAACUACCUCCCGACCCAGAUCAUCAUUCUUUAUUGAAGAUAUUCUACAGUUGCAUAAACCGAAAUCGCCAGACAAUCACCAUCAAGAAAACUACUCAUCUGCUGAUACAUCAUCAACUGUUGAAGAGGAAGAUGAAAUUAUUGAUGUUGAAGAUUUACCUCCGCGCAGUAAAAAUUCUAAGGCUUCUCCUUUGGACGCUUUGUUCAAAAUGACAUCAAAGACGCUGAAGGGUUUGGAUUCCGGUGGCGAAAAUACAGAAGGAAGCAACGCGUCCGCUCAAUACAUCUUUAAAGCGCAACCGCCAAAACGACGCCGAAAAUCUAGAACAGCUUUUACCAAUAAUCAAAUAUUCGAAUUAGAAAAGCGUUUCUUGUUCCAAAAGUACUUGACUCCUGCCGAUAGGGAUGAAUUAGCCAUGAAACUAGGCUUGUCUAAUGCACAAGUAAUAACCUGGUUCCAGAACCGCCGGGCAAAAUUGAAACGCGAUUUGGACGAGCUACAAAGUGACGUUAGUGCCGCUAAAGCAAAACUUUCGUUAGAUCAAAACGAAUUUGCCGGCGCUACGCUGGAAGCUAUUCAGUUUUAUAGGAAGCAUGGCUUAAAAAGAGUAGCGGGAACCUCAAUAUUGGAAAUGAAUUGUCCGACGGAGAAGAGGACUACACGUACAUGAAUAUUUCGUGAUUUAUAUAUUAAUUAAAGACAGAUUGUGCCUUCUUUCGUUCAAGUGAAAUGUUUUGUAUAUAAAUUCUCUUCGUUUAAUGUACAUACAUACGUUAUUGAAUAUAUCAGCAUUCAUAUGUAAAAUAUAUGUUCUGUGUACGUAUAUAUAUAUACGUCUGUAUAUACAGUAUACAUUAUAUAGAGUACAUCUAUGAAUAUAUUAAUAUACGAAGUAUACGGAAUAUCUAUACAGCAUGCUUCCAAAUUAAUAGGAAUAUUCUAUUUGCAACCGUAUAAAUAUAUAUAUAUAUCUAAUAUGGUGGUUAUUAAAUGAUAAAAAAAUGGCAGAUGUGACCUACUUUUAUGUGUCUUUGCUCAAAG